CGCUUACACGGUCGGUGUACCUGUCGAUGUCGUCUAUGAAAAACCUCGAAAUAUUUUUGAUGCGUUAUAAUCUAGCACUAGAACCUUUUGAAAUUUUCAAAUUUUGAAGUAUGGUUUAUUAUUCCACCAUGGAAUCAUCCAGCACAAAAAUUAUGUAAAAACUGAUGUGAGAAAUAUUGAACGUGCAGGCUGCAUGCCAAGCAACGCGUUAUCCAUCAAUAUCGAAUGUUUUUCGUCAAUCCAAAUAUCGCGAUAUUUUUCGAAGUCUGCGUCUAUCGGUUUUUCGGUUUGGCUGAUAACUGUCAUAUUUGACAUCUUUGAUAAGUUCUUCUUCGAGUGAAUCAUUUUUGUAAUUUCUUUUGAUUGUAACUAAAAAUUCCACAUUUCCUAUUGUGUAUUUAAGGCCAUCAUCUGUUGACUGCCAAGAAAAGAUAUGGCGAAGAACACCUCUAGUUCGGCUUUCCGCAAAAUUGAUGUGGAUCAAUAUAAUGAGGACAACUUUAAAGAGGACGAAGCGGACGCAAUCUCAGCGACUGUAGGCCCAGAUGAGAACGAAAUAACAACACUCCUCACACAAGGAAAAUCUGUUGAGGCACUGGUUAAUGCCCUACAGAAUGCGCCCUUACGCUGCAAACAUCAGCAAGUAAAGGACAACGCCUUGAAUAUAACGCUGCGUGUGCUGCUCUCUAUCAAGUCAUCACAGAUGGAUCAAGCUGUAGAGGCGCUUGAACAAAACGACUUAAUAGACAUUUUAAUGAAGUAUAUUUAUCGCGGUUUCGAAAUACCAUCGGAAGGUUCUAGCGGACAUCUGUUGCAAUGGCACGAAAAAGCAUUUGCCAAAGGUGGUGUUGGCUGUAUAGUGCGGGUGCUCUCGGAUACGAAUCGAGCAUAAGCUUUAUUCGUAAUCGAACAUAAACUUAGACUUAAGUGAAUGAAAAGAGCAAACAAAAAGCAAACAUUUGGGCUAUUAAUUCUAAUACUUCCAUAGCAGUACUGAUAUGAAUAAUUAUUUGAAACUAUUACAUUCAAAUAUGUUGGUUAUUAAAAAAAAUGUAGCAAUUCACUGGCGUAUUUUGUUGCAAUUGUUAUUGUGCAAGUCGUACUGCAUGAGUUUGCAUAUGGAAACCGGUGUGUCUGAGCCUGUCGUAGUCAAUAUGUUUAUCAUGUCUUUUUUUUAUUUGUAACGCUACACUUCAAACCAGAAAAGAAAUUGUUCAUGUUUAUUUUUUAAAUAAAAGUAUUAAAGUGUUCAUUUUCACUACAUA
This is a messenger RNA of Anastrepha obliqua, 1265 nucleotides long. RefSeq names its product actin-related protein 2/3 complex subunit 5 (gene Arpc5). Gene Ontology annotation, molecular function: actin filament binding. Gene Ontology annotation, biological process: Arp2/3 complex-mediated actin nucleation; cell migration; regulation of actin filament polymerization. The record is from RefSeq and is a predicted model, not a curated record. Gene Ontology annotation, cellular component: cytoplasm; Arp2/3 protein complex; actin cytoskeleton. Lineage: Eukaryota; Metazoa; Arthropoda; Insecta; Diptera; Tephritidae. The transcript is spliced from 2 exons. The coding region runs from base 434 to 892 and encodes 152 amino acids.